Molecule: messenger RNA, 486 nt
Organism: Fusarium proliferatum ET1
Lineage: Eukaryota; Fungi; Ascomycota; Sordariomycetes; Hypocreales; Nectriaceae
Exons: 1
Coding region: 1-486 (161 amino acids)
Source: RefSeq, a predicted model, not a curated record
AUGGCUCAUCAGAGCACCGGGAUGGCAUUUACUCCCAUCCAGGGCGCCGAGCUAGAAGACUUCCUUGGAGACUCCAACGCUACCACGUCUCGCGCACCCGAUGCGUUCAUCACGCACUACUGCCAUCUAACAUACUUAGAAAGGCACGACCUAAGAGACCUGCUUUUUGCCUGGCUCGAGGUUUCCCACAAUACCACCGACCUUCUCAGUCUCUGCCCAAUCACACGAUCUCAACGCGAGUCCUUCUUCUCCAGUAUCUUCUCUGACUGGGAUCCUUCCAAACCUACCUGCAGCCCAAAAUACAUACCUUAUAUGGGAACAGACGGAAAGAUUGAAGUUGGCGUAUGGAGCCAAGACCUCCCAAUCUCGCGCGAGGAACGCGAACGUGCCCUAGAGAAUGGAGAACAGGAACCAACUCGUCAACAUAAGACAGCCAGGCAGGCUGGUCAGAAAGCGUUUAUGGUUCCUUCAAUGGAAAAAACGUGA